Messenger RNA from Neospora caninum, 3015 nucleotides. RefSeq names its product putative elongation factor Tu GTP-binding domain-containing protein. The record is from RefSeq and is a predicted model, not a curated record. The coding region runs from base 1 to 3015 and encodes 1004 amino acids. Lineage: Eukaryota; Apicomplexa; Conoidasida; Eucoccidiorida; Sarcocystidae. Gene Ontology annotation, molecular function: GTPase activity; GTP binding. Gene Ontology annotation, biological process: ribosome disassembly; mitochondrial translation. Gene Ontology annotation, cellular component: mitochondrion. The transcript has 10 exons.
AUGGGGCGGUUGAGGACGUUCGGCAUCUUUGCGCACAUCGACGCGGGGAAGACAACCACGACAGAAGCUUUUCUCUUGGAGGCUGGACAAAUCGCGAGGAAGGGGAACAUCGAUGAUGGCACCACAACCAUGGAUUUCAUGACACAGGAGCGCGAGCGAGGCAUCACGAUUCAGUCUGCUGCAACAUGCUUCCCUUGGGGAAAGGCGUUCUUCCAGCUCAUCGACACUCCAGGCCACGUCGACUUCUCCGCGGAAGUGCAACUCGCCCUCUGCGCGGUGGACGGGGCCUGCGUCCUCCUCGACGCCUCGCGAGGCGUCGAGGCGCAAACCCGGGCUAUUUGGAAGGCCUUAAAUUCGACCGGACACUCGACCGCGAAACUUAUUUUCGUCAAUAAAAUGGACCGAGAUGGAGUCGACAUGGAUGCUUGCCUCGAAGCGAUUCGGCAGCGCCUGAACGCCUGGCCGUUGCAGGUGAACGCCGUUUACCAAGUUCCCCGUGCGGUCUGGUGCGCAACGCGCGGAGACAAAGUGAAGAAGACACACUCAGUCAGCCCCCAGGCCGUCAUCGACCUGACCGACUUUCGCACCGCCCUCUACCCCCCCGUAUCCAAUUCCAUGGAUGCGCCGCUUCCCGUCUUCUACUCGCCUCCUCCCCACGCACUCUCCCAUCUCCUCUCUGCUUCUCCAUCUGUCCUUCCUCAUUCGUCUUCUCCUUCUCCUUGUGCACCGGAUGUUGCCUGGGCUUGGUGGUCAGAUCCACGCGUUGUGGCGGACGUGACGAAUCGGCGCGAGAAACUGCUCGAGGACUUGUCUCUCCUCGACGACGCCUUCGAGGAGUGCGUCGCAGAGCGCACCCUGAACAGGACACACGCCGGCCAGAGCGCGACAAAUGCAAACGAACCGGAAAUGCGAGGACCCGACGCCUUUGCGCGCCUGACGUUCAAAGACGAAGUUCGAUCGACUCUCCGACAGGUUGUGCUCAAGAACCUCGGCGUGCCGGUGUUGUUUGGGUCCUCGUUCUUCAGUCGUGGUGUCACUCAGCUUCUCGACGCGAUUUCUGCCUUUCUGCCUUCGCCUCUCGACCGGCCUCCCUUGCCUCUCGCCUCGCCGCUGCUCGCCUCGCCGCUGCUCGCCUCCGCGUCGCCAGGCGCAGCAGGCGCGCGAAACGCCCCCGCCGCCUCGUCCGCCGCCGCUUCGUGCAUUUCGUCUUGCGGGCGGUUUCUAGUUCCUGAUCGACAAGCUGCGGCCGCCUGCGUCGCCUUUAAGGUGUACCCUGACGGCAAAGGCGGGAGGAUUGCCUUCGUGCGCGUGCUCUCAGGCCGAAUCACGCCUCGCACGCCGCUCUUCAACUCCACCAAGCACUGCCUGGAAUCGCCCUCCUCUUCUUCACGUUUGCAGUUGUUCCGAGUAAAGGCUGAUGCGUACGAGUCGGUUGCGUCUCUGUCCAGCGGCGACAUUGGGGCUAUCCGGGGCCUCUCCGCAGUCACGGCUGGCGACCUUCUUCGUGUCUCUUCAGCUCCAGCCUUUUCACUUCCUCUUCUCUCCCCGUUUCACCGUCACCUUCCUGCUGUCUCUCCUCCCGCUCCAGAUGGGCGCCCGUCCUCUCUUCUGCCUCACGGAACCGCCGAAGACGCGACCGCAUCGCCCUCUCCUUCUUCCGCGUCUUCUCCUCCGUUUGUUUCCUCUGCGUCGGCUUUGCACAGUUUGAGUCCAGUUUGCUUCACGAGCAUUGAAUGCAGGAAUGCGCGCGAAGAGACAGAGGUGGGCGAGGCCUUGGCGGCGGCGUGCCUGUCGGAUGUUGCUCUGAAAUUCGAGAGGGACGAAGGCGGGAAAUUCGUUUUGUGGGGAAUGGGCGAGUUGCAUCUCCAGGUCGUUCAGGCCCGACUCAAAGAUGAGUUUGGCCUGUCCGUCGAGUUUGGGCCUCUGGAAAUCGCCUACCGAGAGCUGCUGCUACACCCCGUUCGCGGCAAGUUGACGUUUUCUCCCUCCGCCGCAUCGUCUUUCGAGAUUUCCUUCUCGCUGCUGCCGCUGCCUUCGACGCCUCCUGAGCAGCGCCUCUCUGCGAUCCUGUCUCGGCAGGAGGAUCCAGGCCUUCUCGCCCUGUGUCACGCCUCUCGCGAGACGGGCGCAGUUCCUUUUCCUUCCUUCUCUUCCGCGACUUGCACGCAUGCGACUCACGUUUUGUUUUCCCUCUCGCCCCAAGCAGCCGCGCAACUCGACGCCCUCGAACGCACGCAAAAGAAGGCGCCUCCGCGCCACAAACAAGGCAGUGGAAGGCUUGCGCAAGCUUCACCGUCUUUGGAAGGGAGUGUGCUGUUGAGGGCGAUUCAGGAGGCGGCGUGCCAUGCUGUCGGCGCAGGUCCGUUGCUUUCCUACCCUCUGGAUUUUCUUCACGUGCGCCUCGAGAGCCUUUCGCAGAAAGACGCGUCUUCGCCCCUUUCGCCGGCGUCUCUCUCGGCUGCCUCCGCGCAGCUUCUGCGCAUGCUGCUCAGGACGGGCCGAGGCGAAAGAGCGUCUCCGUGCGAGAAGGAAACCUCUCAGACGGAAACGGAGACAGCCACGGGACGCGGCGCAGACGCGCACCUCGCUCACGCGGCGAGCGGGACGCUUCGCGAGCGGAUCGCGAUGCUGGAGCCCGUCAUGCACUUGGAAAUCUGUUCCCCGUCUCAGAAUUUAGGGCCCUUGAUGAGAGACCUAACUCAACAGAGACGCGCUUCCAUUGUAUCGAUCUCCGCCGGAAAGGAGACUGCUGGGACGGAGGAUGCGGAAGAAGAAGGCGCAGGAUGCCUUGCCGCCGAGGGCGGAGAACUCCGAAUAAGUGAAGAAGAGAGUGGAAUGAUGGAGCUGCAUGCAGUGGUGCCCCUCAGGUGUAUGGCGAACUACUCGUCUGUGCUUCGGGCACUUUCCCACGGGCAAGCACACUUCCAGAUGCGGCCCCUCGGGUACGGCCGUGUGUCCGCGAUCGACGAAGAGAUCCUCUUGGCGGAAGCUGGGAUUUUAUCUCUCCCGUCUUGA